AUGGGUUUAUUUGGUAAGAAGAAAAAGAAGGAAGAUUCUAAAGAAGAACAAAAAUUUACUGGGGAAGUAGGUUGUCUCAGUGAGUCCCAGGAAACUUGUUUAAGCCAGUUGAAACAGCAUAUUGUAGAGAAUCAGUUGACGACAUCUGAUCGUUUUGAUGAUUAUUACCUCCUCAGAUUUUGUAGAGCUAGGUUUUUUAAGAUCAAAGAUGUAAUCAAGAUGUUCAAGGAGUUUAUUAAGUGGAGAGAAGAGAAUGAAGUCGACUAUGCCUUCAUAAGAUUUGACCUCAGUAAUAUCCCCAAAGUCAAAGAAAUUCAUCAAUCUGGAUAUCACGGUACCGACAGAGAAGGAAGGCCUUUUAGUAUAGAUCGACCAUGUACUGCUCAUCCUAUUGAAGAGCUCCUCAAGAUAGCUGAUACAGCAGAGAUCGCUAGGAGCUAUAUGCGGGACUAUGAAUAUCUUCUUCAUGUAAGAAUGCCAGCUUGUUCAGCAGCUGCUGGGAAAAGAAUUGACACAAUCUUAUCGGUUAUUGACUUAAAAGGACUCACAAUGGGGAUGUUUAAAGAAAAGAGUAGGGAGUUUCUUAAAACUCCGAUAGGUAUAACCCAGAACUACUAUCCUGAAAUAAUGCAUGAACUACUAAUCAUUAACGCUCCAGUAGUCUUUAAAGCUAUUUGGGCGAUCCUCAAAACGUUUUUGGCAAAGGAUACAGUUUCAAAGAUCAAAACAUUUGGAAAGAAAUAUCAAGAAAAAUUAUUUGAAAGAGUUGAUCCAGAUAACAUACCUGCAAUUAUUGGAGGCAGCUGUACUUGUGAAGAAAGAGGUGGAGAUUGCUUCAGAUCUGAUUUCGGUCCUUGGGAAGUAUUUAAAGGUGACAGAUUUGGAGAGAUGUACAAAAGACAGAUGGAAGGAGAUUUAAUGACAGUACCUAUUCCAGAUCCAACUCCAGCUAUCCCUCUUUCUGCUCCUGUUUCUACUGAUAUACCUGUAUCAGUGCCAGUAACAGCUCCUGUUCCUGUUCCCGUCAGUCUUGCUCCAGAAUCUCUAUAAAAUGAAGUAGAAAGAUAAAAAAUUCAAUG
Molecule: messenger RNA, 1079 nt
Organism: Moneuplotes crassus
Lineage: Eukaryota; Ciliophora; Spirotrichea; Euplotida; Euplotidae
Source: the annotation of a GenBank genome assembly